This is a messenger RNA of Periophthalmus magnuspinnatus, 2162 nucleotides long. RefSeq names its product sterol 26-hydroxylase, mitochondrial. The coding region runs from base 325 to 1887 and encodes 520 amino acids. Gene Ontology annotation, biological process: glucocorticoid biosynthetic process; cortisol metabolic process; cellular response to peptide hormone stimulus. The record is from RefSeq and is a predicted model, not a curated record. Lineage: Eukaryota; Metazoa; Chordata; Actinopteri; Gobiiformes; Gobiidae. Gene Ontology annotation, molecular function: monooxygenase activity; oxidoreductase activity, acting on paired donors, with incorporation or reduction of molecular oxygen; heme binding. Gene Ontology annotation, cellular component: mitochondrial inner membrane. The transcript is spliced from 9 exons.
CUGAAGCAGGACUAAACCAGGACUGAAGCAGGACUAAACCAGGGCUAAACCAGGGCUAAACCAGGGCUAAACCAGGACUAAACCAGGACUAAACCAGGACUGAAGCAGGACUAAACCAGGUCUAAACCAGGUCUAAACCCAGGCUAAACCAGGACUGAACCCAGGACUGAACCCAGAACUUAACCCAGGACUAAACCAGGGCUAAACCAGAACCAAACCAGGACUGAACCCAGGGCUAAACCAGGACUAAAUUGUACCUAAGAUAGUACUGAACAAAGACUAAGUCUGGACUAAUCACUGGUCAAGACUUUACUCUGUACCAACAUGAUGUCUGCACUGGUCCAGUCUUGGUCUAGGUCUAGAUCUGGACUUUUGAGACCCCAGACUGCAGGACCGUCUUUAGUCCCUCGUCUCUGUGUAGUCCGGUCAUCUGUCGCCUCCAGCUCCGUGUCGACUCAAGUCCGAGACGAGGCCGGGACAAAGAGCGGAGUCCGGACCGUGAAAGACCUGCCCAAAGUCGGGUUCUUGAGGUUCUUCUACAGGCUGGUCGUCAAGGGCUACUACAUCCGAAUGCACGAGCUACAGCUGUAUGAGAAGAGUCUCUAUGGCAGCAUGUUCAGAGAUGGUUUGGGGACAGUGGCGUUGGGCAGCGCCGAGCUCCUCGAGGAGGUCCUGAGGAGAGACGAGAAGUUCCCGGUGCGAGGAGACAUGUCCCUGUGGAAGGAAUACCGGGACACGCAAGGAAUCGGAUACGGCCCCUUCACAGAGGAGGGCGAGCGUUGGUAUCGGCUGCGCUCGGUGCUGAACAAGAGGAUGCUGCUCCCAAAGGAGACUCAUCAGUUUGGACCUUUGAUCUGGGAGGUGGUCCAAGACUUCACAGACCGAGUCCAAGUCCUGAGGCAGUCCAGUCCCACCGGAGAUCUGGUGCACGACAUCGCCAACGAGCUGUACCGCUUCUCUCUGGAGGGUAUAGCCUCCCUCCUGUUCGAGACGAGGAUCGGCUGUCUGGAGGAGCCGAUUCCUGAGGGCACACAGGACUUUAUAAACUCCAUCAUCCAGAUGUUCUCCAACAGUCCCCACGUCAUCGCGCUGCCCAAGUGGAGUCGCCCUCUGCUGCCCUACUGGCGCCGCUACAACACCGGCUGGGAGGGCAUCUUCAAAUUUGCCAAGGUGUUGAUAGACCGUAAGAUGGCGGAGAUUGAGUGUCGGGUGCACCAGCAGGAGGCGCUGGAGGGCGAGUACCUGACGCACCUCCUGUCCAACACGAACAUGAGCCUGAAGGACGUGUACGGGAGCGUCGCCGAGCUGCUGCUGGCCGGAGUCGACACGACGUCGAACACACUGACCUGGGCCCUGCACCUGCUCUCCCUGAACCCUGAGGUUCAGAGCAGACUCUACAGAGAGGUGUCCCGGAGCGGCCCAGAACCCUCUGCUGAGGAGGUAACCCGGAUGCCCUACCUGAAGGCCACCAUUAAAGAAACCCUACGGAUGUAUCCAGUUGUUCCCUUGAACGCAAGAAUCUUCUCAGAGAAAGACGUCGUAAUCGGUGGAUACUAUUUUCCAAAGAAGACGCCGUUCUGCUUCUAUCACUACGCCAUCUCACAUGACGAGCGCACGUUCUCGGCUCCGUUCGAGUUCCGGCCGGAGCGCUGGAUCAGGGACGGACACUCGCUGCCUCAUCCGUUUGGGUCCAUCCCAUUCGGGUUCGGGGUCAGAGGUUGUGUGGGUCGCCGCUUCGCAGAGCUGGAGAUGAACAUGCUUCUCUUCCAGUUGGUGCGUUUGUUCGAGAUCCAGCCGGACCCUUCGGUGGGAGAAGUGAAGAGUCUGAACAGAACUGUGCUGGUUCCAGACAAAAAACUCAACCUGCACUUUAUACAGAGAGAGUGAGAGAAAGCGGGAGGGACUAGGAGGGAGAGAAAGGGAAGGGAGAGGUAGAGAGAUGUGGGCAGAGAGAGAUCAGAGAGAGUGAGAGAAGGGGAAGGGAGAGGAGUGGAGCGAGAUCACAAUCCCACAAAAUGUCAAAGGCCACAGUUGGUGAAGUUCCAUCAUUUCAUAACAAAAAGAUCUCAACAAAAUCUCCUGUUUUAUUGUGCAGAAAAACUGAUGCCCCUGUACAAACAUGGGGAUUCUUGUGUUGUGUGUAAUUUAAAAUAGGAACUUUA